ACAGUGUCAUUACAGUUACCUGUAGCUGAUCUCUCUAAUUUGCUCUGCUAGUAACUGUUGUCUGUUGUAGUGUAGCUACUGCUUAUCCUACUUCGGAUCGGCAGCAUGGGGGCCCUAACAAGCUCACUUCCUGCUGCCGUGAAGAAAUACCGUGACCGUCUGUGUGCUGCCUACAGCAAUGUGCAGUUCUGCAUAGAGGAGACCGAUGAAGAGAAGGAACGGAUCUUGCAAAUGAACGAGCUUUAUGCUGACCUCCAUGUGGUGUCCAAGCAGAAGUUAAAUACCAGGAUGCGUGAAGCAGAAAAACUGGGCACAACUGCGGGCAAUGAGCAGCUGGCUCAUUCAUUUGCGUCUGAAGCUAGAAAGCUGCGCAAGAUGAAACUCGCUGAAAUCCUCACUGUCAAGAAAGCCAUGCGACAACGCAUGAGCGGAAAGACUUUCCGUGCCAUUGCCCUCUCAUCGGCUGGAGCAGGCAAAACCAUGCUCUUCACCAAGAAAGGUCCGUAUGAAUGGGCAAGAGGGCAGAUUUGGCCACACAUCGCUGUCCUGCGUGCACUGGAGCUGCGCUUGGCAGAAGUGCGCAAUAUCACAAGCAUCGCUGAGCUGCUAGAUUUGCAGAAUUACGGCAUCACACUACCAGGUGAGCAGGCUGAAGUCAUUGAUUUUGUUUGCAAUCAUCCCGAAUCUGUGUGUAUUAUUCUCGACGGCCUCGACGAGAUCAAGCUGGCUGACUGCAGCAAGUUCAUGAACGAUGUCAUCUGUGGCAAGGAAUUGCCAGGAAUCAACCUGAUCAUCACGUCCCGCCAUUCAGCAGAAGCCAUGAAGCUGACACAAAGCCGCGAGAUAGUCUUCCAUCGUCGUCUGGAGCUGCUGGGCUUUGAGAAGCAGGGUUUGGAGCACUACAUUCGCAAUGUCCUGUCUCCAGACGAUGCAGCCAAGUUGCUAGCAGAGCUUCGCAGCAACCCACAGCUAGCCACAAUGAUGCGCACACCGUUUUUUGCCCAAGCAACCUGCAGCCUCUACCGACACAACCAUCGCCUGCCAAACACGCCGUCUGCAAUCUUCAACUCGCUGAUCCUUCAUAUUCUACGACAGCAGAAAUCAAAGUCAGCGCAUGAUGGUGAGCACUACACCGAUUGGGACGAUGUUCCCGAUGACGUCCAGGAAAAUCUACAUGAUCUCUCCCGCUUCGCUUUUAACAUGCUCGUCCGUCGGAAAGUCGUCUUCACUGAUGCCGAUUUCAAAAUGUUUGCUCUGUCAUCGGCAAGUCGCACACUCGGCAUGCUCAUCGCCUGCGACACGACAUCACCACAGUCCAGGGCUCAGUGGCGUUUCAGCCACCUGGCACUUCAGGAAGCUCUAGCAGCUCGCUACAUCGCUAGCCGCUCUCCCAGUGCAGCUGACAUCGCCUGGCUUGUGCAGCGACUCGGAGCAUUCACAGGCAGCCUCAACAUGUUCUGGCGCUUACUGGCCACUGAGCUGGACAGCGAGUCGGUCAAUGUGUUGAUCGAAGCCAUUCUCAAUCCGCAGUCUAAAUCGUCUACUCAGCCACAGGAUACCGACCAGGAUUCCACAGGAGCAGAGGGACACAACGUCACGUGCUUUCUCUUCACAACACACGACUACGUCAAGGAUUGGGCCGACCAUGUGUCCUCCUUUCUCUCGCUGGACGAAGCAGAGCAUCUUGCAGAAGAAUUGCUGGGUGACAGGAUCGACCUGGCAUUGUCUGCUCCUGAAGUGGUCCGCCUCGAAAUUGACCCAGCCAUCACCAAAAUCACCUGCAAGGAUUUCGUUCGUUCAUUGUUACCCAUCUGGACGGAUCGCGUCCCCAGUGCCAGUACACAGAAGCUGCACGAUUGCAUGGCCCACCAGGCGCAAGGAUCGGCCAUUCGAUGUUUCACCGCCACUCCCACGUCAAAGCUACCUCCAGUUCCUCCAUCCGACGAAACAGCUCAGCCAUCCGCGACUCUGGAGAACGUCAGUGGCGUGGAACGAAGACAGCGAGUCCUCUACGCCUGCCGGGUCUUCGCGGAGCAUGUCAACGCCAAGCAAACCAGCAUCGAAGACAUCACCAGCAUGCAGGCUAUCUUCACGGAGUACGGAGUAGAGUUCGACGGCGUUCCUCUCACACCGUCGGAUUGUCAGGCCAUCAACACAGUCAUCCGUCACCACCACCAGUUCAUCACCAGCAUCCGCCUGCUCAACUGUGGUAUAAGUGAUAUUGGUUAUGCAUGCAUGGCUGAUGGCAUGGCUCUACUACGCAAUCUUACGAUCAUCAUCCUGCAGGGGAACAACCUCACAGAUCGUCACACGGCCCAUAUCGCAGCGUGUAUCGCAUCCAACACGUCAACACUGCGAGUACUCUACACACACCAGAACCUGUUCAGCAGCAAUGCUAUGGCCACCGUCCACAGCAACACACACCGCUGUACGCGACUGCUGGCAGUGGGUCUUGGAGGUCAAAAGUGCACCGAUCCAGCAGUCAACCUUGACGUCAUCACUAGAAUCUGCAGCAGCUGCCCAGAUCUCCAGUACGUCUAUCUCGUUGACUACGUACUGGAUCUGGAAGGUCUAACCCAGCUAGCACCAUUGUUAGGAGCACUAAGGCUGAGAGCGCUGGAUCUGAGCAAGGUUGGGAUGAAGCAGAACUCCGCACUGAUCGUCUGUCGAAUCAUUCAACAGCAACACGAGAGUUUGGAGCGCCUCGCACUCCAGCGCAAUGAGCUAACUGGAGAUUUCCUGGAAACCGUUCAUGGUGCGCUGAGUCAAUGCCGACGACUGGAGGAGCUGUACCUGAACGACGACUGUCUUUCGUCGGGAGCUCUGCAGGUGCUUGCGUCCCUGCUGCCCAGUCUGCCAAAGCUCUCCAGGCUCGAAAUGGCGAGGAAUGAUUUCCGAGACACUGACGACGAAGCAAAGUUGUUCGCCGCCGCUGCUGAGAGCUGCUCGUCUCUGAAGAAGCUGAGGAUGCCUGAACGAGCUCUAGUGUCUCCGCGGCUGCGUGAGGCUUUAAGUGCCAUGCCCAGAGGUGAUCUGAAUGUGCAGUAUUUGGGGGGUCGCUGGUACAACGAAGUGGAGAAUGACGAAGUAGACGAUGAGUACGACGCUGAAGGAGACAGUGAGAGUGAGGAAUGAGGAGGUGAGAGAAUUUACAAAGACGGUUUUGUGUCCUGAUGAAGAAAGCUUCGUGUUGGUCUAUCGUUUCCUCCUGGCAUGCAGUCCGUCUGUGUAUGUUCGUAGGAUGUGCUUGUAUAUAAUAUUAUAUAUAUGUGUCGUAGGGUUUCUACGUGUGCGUGGUUGUACAUGCGUGUCUGUGUGUAUACUUGAGCGUGUAUUUGUGUUUGUGCGUGUUUGUGUGUGUGGACGCUUGUGUUUCUGCUGGACAUUCCUUCCUUCACAUUCAGUCAGUUCGAGUACUCACUGUGUCGACCUUUGACCUCGAAUACUCACCGUGUUGACCUUUUAACCUCUAGGCUUUGCAACCUGCAAUUAGAUAUUUUCGUUUCGUAAUUGUUCGAUCACUAGACUAGACUGUGGCCUGUACGUGAGAGAUUUGGUGAUCUUGAACGUUAGUGUCCCAAAUCCCUGUCCCACUGGCACUCUGUAAAAGGAAUACAUGUAUUGGUCGGAGGAGUUCCUUUUGCCCCGCCCCCACUUCCAUCCAAUAUGCCACCACCCCCGCUGUGCAGCAUCUGAUGGUACUGAGGUAUUCAGUAAAAAAAAAAAUGUAUCUGAUGACGUAAUCCGGCUGGCUACAUGUACAGCUACAGCGCCUGCUCAUUACUAGUCGUCACGUUUGUCCUGCUAGUCUCCGUACCAUUGUCUUUCCCUGAUUCUUUUCGAGCUGGUUAUGUGAACAUGGUAAAAAGAAAAAAAAGAAAAAAGUCUGUAUGCAUAUCUGAUGUGAUGCGGCUAGCUACAUGUACAGUCUGGAUACAUAUCUGAUGUUAGGAAUACCGUACCCUGUACCCAUUUGACUCUGUCAUAAUUCUGCAACGCCAGACGAUUCGCCAUCUCACUUUCCUUCCUAUCUUUGUAUUGGUGCAUGCUUUGUCCUGCCGCUGAACCCGAGACCCACGGCCGGGGACGUACACGUAGGCCCAAUUCACCAGCACGCUGCUUCGCCUCCCCGCUAGCGCUGUAUGGUCAUGUCCUCCCCUUGGUUCUGUCUGCCCAUUCCGUUCUCUGCUUGACUGUGCACUUCUGUCUUCAGUAUAAAAGUAGAACAAAAUUGCCUUGCUCCUUUUUAUGGGCAUGUAUGUACUACAUAUACACGUACAUUACCUGGCAUGGCAGAGCUUUUUUUUCUAGAUUAUGAGGGCAAUUAUUUUUUUUUAGUGUUAUUCCAAGCAAUACAUGGCUGGGGUAGCCAGUGACCACUUUGCGCGGCGAUUGCAGGGUUUUAUUGCCAACCACAGCUAAAAUCCCUGGAUUUUCCUCUAUUUUUUCUACUUUUUUUCUUUUCUUUUUUCUGGAUACAUACAUGUCAUGUACAUGUACUACAUGUACAUGUAAUAUUUUUUAAACUCGGAUACUGAGCCAGUGUCUCAUGUGUUUCUUCUCUUUUUUACAAUACCUUUUUACCACCUUUUUUAUGAUUACGGUGACAUUUAGUCAUUUAGUUUACAUACGUCAUUGUCAGUCGUGAUCUUGACCAGGAACAUUUCCCUACUUGAUAUCUUCUAUCGCUUCCCUGCUACUUCUCACACCAUUAGUUCUACUUCGAAGUACAUUUAGGUCUUCUUUAUACUAGUAACCGCUUGCUUCCAGACCAACGCUGUCAACAUCCAGCUUCAGUUCAAUCAAUGCAUUCUUUCCCAUGCUCAAUGAUGCAGAUUAAACUCCCAAAUAGGUGCAAUUUUUACUGCAUUAUGAACACAAUUGUUCAAGUUGCCUGAAAAAAUAUAAAGCACGCGCUUUGCAUCUCU
Messenger RNA from Sycon ciliatum, 4928 nucleotides. RefSeq lists its product as uncharacterized. NCBI's taxonomy places the organism in Eukaryota, Metazoa, Porifera, Calcarea, Leucosolenida, Sycettidae. The transcript has a single exon. The coding region runs from base 106 to 3135 and encodes 1009 amino acids. The record is from RefSeq and is a predicted model, not a curated record.